UCCCUGCAUUCUCAAGGCUGGGAAAUGAUUGUUUAAGGACUUUUUCUUUUUUUUGCAUAAGAAACACACACAACAAAAACAAAACAACAACCGCCCCUCCAAAAAAAACCCCCAAUUGAUUGAUCUUCUCGCUUUCUUCUUCUGCUGCUGGUGCUACUGGUUUACCUCCAGCUCUUCCCUCUCCCGCACCUAAAACACAUACACACCCCAGAAGUGCUGAUUGCAAAAUUGCAAAAGGGGGAGGGAAAAAAAACUUUGCAGAGACCCGGAUGGCCUUCUGGAGGGGGGGUUGGUUGGGUUGUUUUUAAAGGAUCGCGGGGGGGAAUUUGGUGGGGUUUCCCCCCUCCCCCCUCUUUCGUUUGCUCUACAUCCCCAACCUUGUUUGGGGCCAGCCCCCCGGCAGGAAGAACCCCAACAGCACCUUUGCAGCAGGACCCAAAGGAGGAACUGUUGACAAUUAAGAGAUGAAACUCUUCAAAAGAUGGAGGCAGAGAAAGACUCUGGAAGAAGAUUGCGAUCGAUCGGCAGAAGACUCUACGACGAAAACGAGGACCUUUCCGACGUGGAGGACAUCGUCAGCAUCCGCGGCUUCAGCUUGGAAGAGAAACUGAAGACCAAAAUGUACCGCGGGGAUUUCGUGCGGCCCAUGGAGGGGAAAGAUUUCACUUUUGAGUAUGUGCAGCGAGAAGCACUUCGAGUCCCCCUCAUCUUCAGAAGUAAGGAUGGACUGGGAAUUAAAAUGCCGGACCCUGAUUUCACUGUUCGAGAUGUGAAGCUGCUAGUUGGGAGCCGCCGGAUUGUGGAUGUUAUGGAUGUCAACACGCAAAAGGGCACAGAGAUGAGCAUGUCUCAGUUUGUGCGAUACUAUGAAACCCCAGAGGCCGAACGCAAGAAGCUCUACAAUGUGAUUAGCCUCGAGUUUAGCCACACGAAGCUGGCAAACAUCGUCAAGCGCCCCAACGUGGUAGACUUAGUCGAUUGGGUGGACAACAUGUGGCCUCGGCAUCUGAAGGAGAGACAGACGGAUGCCACCAACACCAUCUCAGAGAUGAAGUAUCCAAAAGUGAAAAAGUACUGUCUGAUGAGUGUGAAAGGAUGCUUCACAGAUUUUCACAUUGAUUUCGGGGGCACUUCAGUUUGGUAUCAUGUAUUCCGUGGAGGGAAGAUCUUCUGGUUGAUUCCUCCAACUUCGCAGAACCUAGAACUCUAUGAGGAAUGGGUUCUGUCAGGGAAGCAAAGUGAUAUCUUUCUGGGGGACAGAGUAGAGCUAUGCCAAAGAAUUGAACUGAAACAAGGGCACACCUUCUUCAUUCCUUCAGGGUGGAUACAUGCUGUCUAUACUCCAGUAGAUUCCCUGGUGUUUGGGGGAAACAUUCUUCAUAGUUUUAACGUCCCCAUGCAGCUUCACAUCUACGAGAUCGAGGAUAGAACGAGGGUGCAAGCCAAGUUCCGUUACCCUUUCUACUAUGAGAUGUGCUGGUAUGUUCUGGAGAGAUACGUGUUUUGCGUGACCCAACGCUCCCACCUCAGCAAAGAGUACCUGAAAGAAUCAAUGUUAAUUGAUACAACAAGGAAACGCAGCCUAGAUAGCUUUUCGUCAGAUUCCUGGAUAGACAUGGAUGAAGAACUGUGUGAUGUUCACACCCAGGAGGAAAAGGAUGACAAUCUGGGAAAAAUCCCCAAGACCUUGGCUGAUGGAUCCUCUUCUCCAAACAGCACACAUUCAGAAGGGAAGGAGGCUUCAGGAAGGAAACAGAAAUUCUCAGCCACUCGGUACCUCAAAAGGACUUUGUCCAACGAGUCAGACGAAAGUGUAAAGUCGACGCCGGCGGAAUAUCCUAAAACACCCACGGGGUCCCCAGCUACAGAGGUUUCAGCCAAAUGGACUCACCUGACAGAGUUUGAACUAAAGGGUUUGAAAGCCCUUGUUGAAAAACUUGAAUCCCUUCCGGAGAAUAAGAAGUGCAUUCCUGAAGGCAUAGAGGAUCCUCAGGCUCUGUUGGAGGAUAUGAAGAACAUCUUGAAGGAACAUGCGGAUGAUGACCAGAAUCUUGCCAUUUCUGGGAUCCCUGUCAUAUCCUGGCCUAAGAAAAAUGCAAAGAAUCGGGCAGUUGGGAGGCCCAAAGGGAAAUUGGGCCCCGCCUCUGCUGUGAAACUUGCAGCAAAUCGGACAACAGCAGGAGCGCGGCGACGGAGGACGCGAUGUCGCAAGUGCGAGGCUUGCCUGCGCACAGAGUGUGGCGAGUGUCACUUCUGCAAGGACAUGAAGAAGUUUGGUGGGCCCGGCAGGAUGAAGCAGUCAUGCAUUAUGAGGCAGUGCAUUGCGCCAGUGCUGCCCCACACAGCUGUGUGCCUGGUGUGUGGGGAAGCGGGGAAGGAAGACACGGUGGAAGAGGAGGAGGGCAAGUUCAAUCUCAUGCUGAUGGAAUGUUCCAUCUGCAAUGAAAUCAUACACCCAGGAUGCCUUAAGGUGCGGGAAUCGGACGGCGUCGUCAAUGAAGAGCUACCAAACUGCUGGGAAUGCCCAAAGUGUAGCCAUGCCGGCAAAACAGGGAAAGCGUACAAGCAAAAGCGCGGACCAGGGUUCAAAUACGCAUCAAACCUCCCCGGCUCUCUGCUGAAAGAACAGAAGAUCAACCGAGAGAACAAAGAGGUUGUCCCGGAUGCCGCCAAGCGGAAAGUGGAGUACGAGGAGUCCCCCCGGAAGAAGUCCGAUGAGCAUCCCAAGAAGUCCCCCAUCGACCCUCUUCUGAGGAGGAAGUCUGAAGAAGUACACCUGCGUCGGAAAAGGAAACUUGAGAAGCCUCAGGAGCCUGUAAUGAGGAAGCGGCUAAAACUUGGCAAAGAAGAGAAGCUGUUCAGGAAAAAGAGGCGAUCGUGGAAGGCCACAGAUGACCGAGCUGCCAUGGUCAAGCCUCUGAGGCGUUUCAAGCAGGAGCCUGAGGAGGACCUCCCGGAGGAACCUCCCAGAGGCAAGGAGAGUGACCAGUCUCGCUCCAGUUCCCCCACGGCGGGGCCCAGCUCAGAGGGAGCCGAGUCCCAAGACAAGAAGAAGCUCAAGAUCCGGCGGAAAGCCCGUCUUCCCAACAAGGAGCUCAGCAAGGAGCUCAGCAAGGAGCUCAACCAGGAGAUCCAAAAGACAGAGAACAGCCUUGCCAUUGAGAACCACCAAUCCAUCAAGUCUGAGCCAGAGAGCGAAAACGAGGAGCCCAAGCGGGCAUUGGGCCCUGAACGGCCUCACCGCUUCAGCAAGGGCUGGAAUGGGACUCCCCGAGAGCUCCGACACCAGCUUUUGUCGAGCCUGCGCAGCAGCAGCACCCAGGCGGUUGCGCGGCCUCCUCCUUCCCUCUCGCCCCCCAAGUGCAUCCAGAUGGAACGCCAUGUCAUCCGGCCACCCCCCAUCAGCCCCCCUCCCGACUCGCUCCCGCUGGAUGACGGGGCGGCUCACGUGAUGCAAAGGGAAGUCUGGAUGGCUGUCUUCAGCUACCUCAGCCACAGCGAACUAUGUCUUUGCAUGAGGGUUUGCAAGACCUGGAACAGAUGGUGCUGCGAUAAAAGACUGUGGAGCAAAAUAGAUCUAAGCCAUUGUAAAUCCAUCACUCCUCUCAUGCUCAGCGGUAUUAUUAGGAGGCAGCCAGUCACACUUGAUCUCAGCGGGACAAACAUAUCAAAGAAGCAGCUGAGCUGGCUCAUCAAUAGGCUCCCAGGUCUCCGAGAUCUGCUCUUGUCAGGGUGCUCAUGGAUUGCAGUGUCCUCUCUCUGCAGUUCCAGUUGUCCGCUCCUCCGAACACUGGAUGCACAGUGGGUGGAAGGCUUAAAAGAUGCACAAAUGAGAGAUCUUUUGUCACCACCAACUGACAACAGGCCAGGCCAAAUUGACAACCGGAGCAAGCUGCGCAAUAUCACAGAGCUGUGCCUGUCUGGCUUAGAUAUCACAGAUGCAUCCCUGCGCUUGAUUAUCCGGCACAUGCCUCUUCUGUCCAAGCUCAACCUCAGCUACUGCAACCACAUGACGGAUCAGUCCAUCAACCUGCUGACAGCUGUAGGAACCACCACGCGGGACUCCCUAACAGAAGUUAUUUUGCAAGACUGCAAUAAGGUGACGGACCAAUGCCUCUCCUAUUUCAAGCGGUGUGGGAGCAUCUGUCAGAUUGAUCUGAGGUACUGCAAGCAAGUGACCAAGGAAGGUUGUGAGCAGUUCAUAGCAGAGAUGUCUGUGAGCAUUCAGUUUAGUCAAGUGGAAGAGAAACUGCUGCAGAAGUCAAGUCAGUAUUUACAAGGGCAAGUUUGUAAAUAACCAGAAGUUGAAAAAAGGACCCCAGGAGACCACAAAAGGAAUGUUACUUUGUUUGGAGAUGCUGAAUAUGCCAGGUGGCAACUGUUUGGAUUGCACAGGAAUGUGUGGUGUUCAAACAACCUGCAAAGCAUUCUAGUCUGGAUGGGGUCAUCUGAUACUCUGCCCAGGUUCUUUACAUGCCUUCUGCUGGUGAUAGCAAAGGAUCAUUCAUGCCUAGAGGAAGACUGAGGCACACCUAUUUAAAUACCACAGCUGGGGCGGGUGUAAAUUUUUAAAGCAUUUUUGCAGAUAUCAAAAGCAUUGUUAAUUCUGGGGUUAUUAAGGUGGUCCAUACCCUGCAUUUCUGCCUUUUGAACUUUUUUGUUACAUCCAAUGUUACGCAGAACUAUUUUUGUACAAAUUUGUUUAAAAAAGUUAUUUAUGCAAAGUUCUUGAAUGAAUUGCAAGUGUUUGUCUUUGGUUUCAGAUUGCCAAGUUUUAUCUUGAGGUAGGAGAGAACUUGAACUUCUUGCCACUUAAAGAAAUGACCUGUUGACAGAUAUACCCCAGUUGGGAAGGGGGGAGUAGGUUAAUACUUUAACAUGAAAAAGCAUGUUUUAAUGGAAGUUUUAUAUACAGCUUUGCAUACUCAAAACACUGUAAGCAUGUUGUGGAGGAAAGGAGGUGUAAAGUGCAGAUUAAGAACGAGCAAGUUGCCAAGUUUCCCCUGUAUAAAAUUCAUUUUCUCAAUUUUGAAACUUCCAAUUACAGCUGUGCAUAUGGGAAGGCAUUAAAAUAUAUAUGGACUCUCAUACAUGCUGUAAAAAUCCAUUUAUACUACUAGUCAAACAGUUCUGGGGUUUGAGUGAGUUCUUGUUUUCCAUAUGGUUAAUUUCUGACUGUAAAGAAGGGGGGGGGAGAUUUUGGUAUACAUAAGUGCCAUUGUUGUAAAGUGGUGUUCUCCAGCCCCCAACCUCCUUCCUGAUACAGUUUUACCUCUGUUGAAUUUGUAUAAAUGAUUGUACAAAAAUGGAGAGGCUAGCUGUGCAUUCUGUUCAAGUUUGUAUUCUAGUUGUGGGGCAGGGAGCUGUGUUUGCAACUUGGAGGGCUACUGUGAGAGGUUGGCCUGGGGCAGAAAAAAAGAGCAUCUCUCCUCGUAACCCUCAGAGGAGCCUAGCAGGCGGCUAUUUUGCUAUACAGAUGCCACGUCGGCCAAAACUGGCAACUGGAGGCAGACUUGGCCCAGCAGGCUCUAGUUGCUUAUAUCUAGCGUAAACUUAACCUCCUGGAACUUUAGCAGCAUGCCAAGAGGCACACUAUUGUGCUCUGUGGGGGUAUUUUAAAAGAAACAAUGCACUGAACGUAGCCCUAGCUUUAAGUCACUCUUUACAUUUCUGACUGCAGCAAAGUUGAUCUAAUUCUAUGGUUUAACUGUGAGUCACUCCUGUCUUGUACUAUUACUGCUUAGACUUCCUGCACUGGCUAUAUAAAUGUUUCUCUCUGGCAAACCCAUAACUGAACCUUAUACACACUUCACUAAGUUGCUGGUCAGAGCUAUGGGCUCAAGAGCCCUGUGCAGAAAUAAAGAGUUACCGUUUGGGCCUUGCUGCCUCUGCCCCAUCCCCAUGGGCUGUUUCAGCCAAAAGAGAGAGAAGAGAGUCAAAGCCCGAUAACAAAAGAUUUUAUUAAGUCAACAGCCGUUGUUCAGAAUGUUAUGGAUAUGCUACAUUCUUUCUUUGUAUCCCCUGAAAAGGAUUUGAUCAGCUGAUUUUCUGCACCUUAUCUUUAAAAAGAUCUUUCUAAAAAUAAAGCCAUAUUAUCUUGCUCUCUUCUGGAAAAUAAGUCAGUUUUAAGAUAUGAAAGUCAUAUACAUUCUUGUCUCAGCUGGAGGCUGAAUGGUGUCAUAGCUCCAAAGCUUAC
Rhineura floridana is the source of this 6196-nucleotide messenger RNA. It is a transcript of the gene KDM2B, whose product is annotated as lysine demethylase 2B. The transcript is spliced from 22 exons. Lineage: Eukaryota; Metazoa; Chordata; Lepidosauria; Squamata; Rhineuridae. Bases 482 to 4297 code for a protein of 1271 amino acids. The record is from RefSeq and is a predicted model, not a curated record. Gene Ontology annotation, biological process: protein demethylation; regulation of transcription by RNA polymerase II. Gene Ontology annotation, molecular function: zinc ion binding; protein binding; DNA binding.